AUGGCGACCAAAUAUGCCUUUACCCAAGGCUUGAGGGAGUUGAGAUUUCACCUGAGCAAUUCGGGCCAGGGAAGCGAUGCCUGCAGAUCCUUCCUCAAGCGAGCAUACCCUACCAUGAAGCACCACAAUCCCAAUACUCCUAUCUUAAUACGCGAAGCUACGGGCGUUGAACCAAAGGUGUGGGCAAGAUACGGGUUCGGAAGAGAGAAGUCAGAGUCAUUAUCAGGUCUUUCGGACAAGGAAAUAGAGGACAAAGUCACGACCUUGGUCAAGAGCGAAUAA
Molecule: messenger RNA, 282 nt
Organism: Fonsecaea pedrosoi CBS 271.37
Lineage: Eukaryota; Fungi; Ascomycota; Eurotiomycetes; Chaetothyriales; Herpotrichiellaceae
Exons: 4
Coding region: 1-282 (93 amino acids)
Source: RefSeq, a predicted model, not a curated record